Molecule: messenger RNA, 4181 nt
Organism: Melitaea cinxia (Glanville fritillary)
Lineage: Eukaryota; Metazoa; Arthropoda; Insecta; Lepidoptera; Nymphalidae
Product: zinc finger protein 91-like
Exons: 4
Coding region: 139-4101 (1320 amino acids)
Biological process (GO): regulation of transcription by RNA polymerase II
Cellular component (GO): nucleus
Molecular function (GO): DNA-binding transcription factor activity, RNA polymerase II-specific; RNA polymerase II transcription regulatory region sequence-specific DNA binding; zinc ion binding
Source: RefSeq, a predicted model, not a curated record
AUGUUUGACAAUUGACAAUUUGACAAUUGGAAGUUAGGGAUUUUUGGAUCAGUUAUCCUGAAUUGAUUACCGCAUGUUUAAAUUGUGUAUAGAAACGCUGAAAAUCAAAGAAAAAAUUUACACCGUGUUCUAGCCACAAUGACACGGCAAGUGGAUGUAAAGGCUCUUGUAUCGCAUGUAAUACGCGGUGACGGUGUAAAUAGAUGCCGAAUAUGUAUGGGAGAUACAUCAGAAGGACAAGUGCACUUAGGUGAUACAGUUGUAAUGGAUGGCGAGAGACCUGUACCUCUCUCUGAACUUCUUGAAACCGUUACAGGAAUUAAGAUGCCGGUAGACGGAGACCUGCCAUCCGGAGUAUGCCCGGAAUGCUCCAAAUGUGCCAUGAAUGCAGCGGAGUUUAGAAUGCUAUGCCACCAUGCCGUCAGCCAAUGGGAGAUAACAAUACAGCUGUUACAGAACCUACCAUUGCAACGGAACAACUCAAAUAAGACCAUGUUUGCUAUUAUCGAUAAAAGUCAAAUAACAAUUAUAAAUGACAAUACAUCUGACUCAUUUAGUAUCAAUACUGCUGCACAGAGAUUGACAGAACAUUUAAAUCCUGACCAAAUUAAAAAGGAGAGUAAUGUGUUGUGCGAAUGUCCCAAUUGUGGGAAAGAGUUUCAGUAUGCACAGCAGCUAAGUCAUCAUUUGAAAGAAUCGACGGAUCAUAAACGAGCCUGUCAUAUAUGUGCCAAGAUAAUGUACCGUGAUGAUCUGGCUAGACAUAUGAAAAAGGUCCAUAAAAGAAAUCCUUAUGAUUGCAAAAAGUGUCCAGCGUUGCUAUCUUCUCAUAGUCAGUAUGUAAGGCACUUAACGAAGGCGCAUACUCGGGGAGCGUGCACGUGUAUUGAGUGUGGACGGAGCUUCCAGUCCUGGAAUGGUUAUCACGCUCAUGUCUCUAUACACAGACCGAAAAACUGUCCGAGUUGUGACAAGCUAUUUAAAAAUCAAAUGUGCUACGUGCAUCAUGUGAAAAAUUGUUGUAAUCUCGACAAGAAUAGAGAAGAUACCCACCGUACGAAGAACAAAGUAACGGUGGAAGUUAGAAAUGAAAGCAGUAAGAGACCUAUAAAGGUAGGUCUCCGAGGCAGUGCUGAUAAGGAAUGUAUAUGUGAUUACUGCGGGAAAAAAUUUGCUGGUAAAAAGUCUGUAGCAGCUCAUAUACAGAUAGUCCACAUGAAGAAUACUCAUCGCCCCUGCGUGUACUGCGGCAAGUUUUUAGCAACGGCACACAUGACUCAACAUGUCAAACAACACCAAUUGGACCUGUCGUUCACUUGUGAACAUUGCAAUGUUGUUCUGAAGACUAAGUUAGGCUAUAUUCAACAUCUACGACUCCACACGGGCGAGAGACCGUACGCAUGUGAUAUAUGUGGAGAAACAUUUUCGGCUUCAUCAAGAAAAUCAGAACAUAUACGUAAAAUGCAUAAAAGCACAGACAUAGUUCUGAAGCAAGCUUGUCACUUGUGCCCAGCUAGGUUCCGUUUGCCAUACAGAUUGAAGAAGCACUUAAAAUCCGUUCACAAUAAUGAUGGGGAUGGGUCUGUUCCGCAGUUUGAGUGUAAAGUAUGUCACGAGAGAUUCGGUUCCUGUCGAGGACUCCUGCAUCACAGCCGGAAACAUCAAAAUAUUACGCUAGCAUCGAAAACAGAGCAGUCAAUUAUGUUCAAAGUGUACAGUAAACCUAACAAAGAUUUGGAGGAAUUGUACGAGCUACCGGCCGGAGUUUGCAUCCUCUGCACGAACAGCGCCACAGCGGCCUGGCAGUUCAAAAACUUAUGCCUCGAAUCAGACAAACACUGGAGGAAAACUGUCUUAUUACUGACUAAAUUACAGUUUCAGCCGACUAGUACAGACAAAACUCUCUUCAUAGGCUGUAAUACAUUGAUAAGGGAUAAUAUUGAGAAUAAACAUCUAAGCGAUGCUCUGGAUAGGCUGAAUUUACUGCUGGGACAAAAGAAAGCGAAAAGAACGAAAUACCAAGGAAGUCGAAAGUGUGAUGUUUAUAAGUGUAAGGACUGCGGGAAGGACUUUUCUAUCCCUUAUUUUUUGAAUCGCCAUUUGCUGAGUACGAAUAAGCGCGUCUGUAAUCUGUGCGGGAAAAUUAUACCGAAGCAACGCCUCGCUAAGCAUUUGUAUAAGAGUCACGGCAAACUGGUCGUCAAUUGUGAUAUUUGUGAUAAGCUGUACGACGAACAGUUCCAGUUGGAACGCCAUAAAGCGAUGCUUCACGGGAAGAAUUCAUUUUCGUGUAAUAUAUGUAAGAAUGGUUUUAAAAACGAGAGAUCUGUCCGUGCGCAUAUGUAUACGCAUACUUUGUUUAAUUGUACGUCAUGUAACGCCAGCUUCGAGAAUCGCAAGUGCUACACGUACCAUACACAGCGUUGUGACGGUUCGAAGCAGGCAGCGGAAGGUCAUUACGAGUGUCACGAUUGCGGCAACGUCUACACGAAAAAGCCAUCGUUGAAGAUUCACAUUGUGCAGAAACAUUUGAACGUUUUGCCAUACGUUUGCCAGGUUUGUGGCAAACGUAGUUCGACCAAAAACCAUCAUAAGGCCCACGAGCAAAUCCAUAAAGCUAAGAGGAAAGUUUAUCAAUGUUUUUGCGGGGCGAAAAUGUUGACAGAAUUAGGAUUUAACAUGCAUCAAAGGAUACACUCUGGCGAGAAACCGUACGAGUGUGAUGUGUGCGGCGACAGGUUUUUGUCAGCUUCGAGAAGGUUAGAUCAUAUCAAGAGGAAACAUAGAAGUAAAGAAUUCGCUCACGGCUGUAGUCACUGUGAUGCUAGAUUCAUAAGAGACGAGAAUUUGUUCCCAAAUGGGUUGUGCAUAUCCUGCACGAGUGUGGCGGUCGCGUCGUACGAGUUCGCAGUGUUAGUUCGUAAAUCGCAGAAGCUAUGGUCGAACUGUAUCAACUCCCUACAAACUCUUCCAACAGUGACCUUAACGCACAAGUCACUAUACGUGAUUCUAAAAGAUAAUUUAUUAAUUCAAACUGUUAAUAACUUUGAGGGAGAUGCUAAAGAUCUAUUCGAUCACCUAACAAACAGGUUCGUGAAGAGGAAGAUAAUCACAGAAAGGAAGCCGAGACACCCGAGGGCGGGACCGGCGUGCAGUUGCACGGAUUGUGGGAAAAAAUUCAUCAGCCCGUACUAUUUGAAUAUGCACUUGAGGAACAGUGGCCAGAGGGAGUCUUGCUGGCUGUGUGGCGCUAUGUUCACGAGAGGAGAUGAGAUAAAAGAGCAUUUAUCAAAUAUCCAUAAGAUUACUAUGUUUCGAUGCACGGAAUGCCCGUUACUGUUUAAAAGCGAGCUGGACAGGAAAUGGCAUGUCAAGAAAUGCCACGGUCCUGGCGCGUUGACGUGUAAUGAUUGUGGUAGAACAUUCCAGAGAAAGGGCUCGUUUGAAGUACAUUCGCAAAUGCACGCAGUGAGAACGUGUAGAGCUUGUGGCUCGCAGUUCUCAAAUCGAGGUUGUUACAGAGAACACAGGUCAAAAUGUGAACCCAACGCUAAGCCAGAUUUGAAGACAAUUCCAAGGAAUAGGAGAUCGAAUGUACGCGACCCAGCAACGUUUAUAUGUGAUUACUGCAAUAAGACUUAUCAUUCCCGUCCGCAAUUGAAGAACCAUAUCCUCUGGAUACACAUGGAUAUCCGGCCGCAUCAGUGUCAGUGGUGCGGUAAGCGUUUUUACACACCAGCUCGAUUGGCCGAACACACAGUGGUACAUACGCGUGUACGGAAUUUCGAGUGCGAUAUUUGUGGCGCGAAAUUGGUAUCUAAAAUGGCCGCCGUGUACCAUAGACGAAGGCACACGGGCGAGCGGCCGUAUGAGUGCCAAGAUUGUGGUGAAAAGUUCAUCUCCUCGUCAAGGAGAUCAGAACACGCAAAACGUAGACACAAUAGAGGCUCCCGUCUUCAAUGUCCAGAAUGUCACGCCACUUUUGUAAGAAAGCAUGAGCUAAAAAAGCACGUGGACAAAGUACAUAAUCCUGAUAAUCAGUUGAUGGUGAAAAUAAAAAAAGAAAAAAGUUAUUCUAUAGCUGAAACGACGAUUCUUUGACAUUAUAUGAAGUAGAUGUUUUUUUUUUAAUUUGUUGACAUGAUUAUUGUAUAAUUAAAAAAACAUUAUUUAUUUGCUUA